Molecule: messenger RNA, 736 nt
Organism: Anopheles gambiae (African malaria mosquito)
Lineage: Eukaryota; Metazoa; Arthropoda; Insecta; Diptera; Culicidae
Exons: 3
Coding region: 124-486 (120 amino acids)
Source: RefSeq, a predicted model, not a curated record
GGGAUUUCGGUAUCAACAAGCAUUCGGUCAAGGAGGACUGUAACAACGCAUCGACCGUCAUAGUACGGGUACAUUAGUCCAUUUUUAGGAAUUGGGUAGCAUAGGUGUUUUUGCAUUCGUGUCAUGAAGUGUUCACUCGUGGUAUUAUUGUUGGGGGUCGGUUGUCUAGGAGCUUUCGGGGAUGCAAGACAAGAUGAAUUUCGGAAUGGACCGUUGCUCGAUAGAUUGGUGCGUUCUCGAAGGCAAAGCGGGGGAGUAAACUAUGGCUUUCCCACGUUUCCCGACUUUACCAAACAGGGUCAGUUUGCUCAUUUUGGACAACAAGCGCACGGGGGAGGAUUAUUCUCUCGUAGUGACUUUUCCGAUUUUAUGCCAGAUCCUUCACAAUUCAAGGGCAACCAAGGAUGGACUACAAGAAGCUGUGUAUAUGAUGAGAAAGGAAAAGCAAAGUGCGUAGAGCAACAUGGUGAUAAGCCCAAGCACUAGACGUGAAAGGAGAUAACCUAGGGAGAAAUACGUUUACCCGAAUAUGUUUUUUCAAUACCUGUUAGUUUAAAUAUUGUUUUCGAAUUUCUUCGUUCCUAGGAUUGAUUUUUGAGAUAAUAUUUCAUUUUUUUUGUAAUACACCAGAUAGUCCUAACAACGAACCAUUACGCUAUACUCUCGUGAUUUUUCGGAUGACAUUGUAGGCGGUGAAUAGUCCAAUGAUGAAGAAAAUAAACAUUCGUAGAAAGUU